ACGUCACGUCGCCCGUCGAUGUUGUGCGUUGUGGUGUUGCGACGUGCACACAGCACACAACGGCGCAACAACCGAAAACAACAGUUUCCGUGUGCCGUCACCGCUGCCGGAGUAUCGCCAAUGCCCGAGACUGCCACCUUCGGAAAAAAAAAGAAAAAAGAAAACAUUGCUUUUUUUCCGUUGCUGUCCCCCUUCCCCCGUCCGCCAUCGUGCACCGCAAAAAACCGUCUUGAACCGAAAAAAAACAUUGUCCAUCGCUCCACUGCGGGACUCUCCCCUUCGAUCACCACUACUACUAUUACUACUACUACUACUCUUCCACCAACCAUCACCACCACCACCACCACCACCACCACCACCACCAACCACCAACCACCAACCGACCAAUCAACCGGGUGUUGUGAUCCACCUUCUUCGACUCUUCGUCUCAGCUUUAGGGGGACGGCAGCACACAUCGAAUCAAUCACCAAAAACAAAAUUUGCCACCUAAUUCUGUCCAUCGGCGCGUCUCUCCAUUUGACUACGAUCGACUGUCUUCCCGACUGUUCGUCGUUUCGAGACCGACGUUUCUAUUCUGCCACUACUACUAGUAUUACUGCUACUGCUACUUCUACCACUACUGCUACUGCCACUACUCGUCGACAUCACUUAGGAACGUGUGUUAUCCGCAACAACAACUGAACGCGUGAGAGUUGCCGCCGAGAGAUCUUCUCGACCUUCGACUCCUCGAACGAAAUGAUCACGCAAAAUAAGC
Molecule: messenger RNA, 754 nt
Organism: Acromyrmex echinatior (Panamanian leafcutter ant)
Lineage: Eukaryota; Metazoa; Arthropoda; Insecta; Hymenoptera; Formicidae
Source: RefSeq, a predicted model, not a curated record